Messenger RNA from Vespula vulgaris, 9349 nucleotides. It is a transcript of the gene Dscam2, whose product is annotated as cell adhesion molecule Dscam2. Gene Ontology annotation, molecular function: protein binding. The record is from RefSeq and is a predicted model, not a curated record. Gene Ontology annotation, biological process: cell-cell adhesion. The coding region runs from base 1117 to 7206 and encodes 2029 amino acids. NCBI's taxonomy places the organism in Eukaryota, Metazoa, Arthropoda, Insecta, Hymenoptera, Vespidae. The transcript has 31 exons.
GGGGCUUUCCCGGCGCGGAUCAGUCGUGGCCGGCGGUGCCGGAGGCCAAAGACUUUCGCGAGGGUGGACGCGCCGCGUUUUCUCUCGCACACCGUGAGAUCCACUCUCCUUUACCUCUCUCUCUCUCCCCCUACCUGUUUCUCUCUCUCUCUCUCUUUUUCUGUCUCUCUCUCUCUCUCUCUCUCUCUCUCUCUCUCUCAUUUUCUCUUUCUUUUUCGCUCUUUCGUUUUCUCUCUCGCAUAUCUCGUACGAACGACCGUUCGUUCGUUCGUUCGUUCGUUCGUUCGUUCGUUCGUUCGUACGUACGUACGUACGUUCGUUCGUUCGUUCGUUCGUUCGUUCGUUCUCGUCGUGUUGUUACGUCGAGAAUACAGAAAAACGUGGAUAUUUUUUCUUGUUGUUGUUGUGUUGUUCUUCUAUAUUCUUCUUCUUCUUCUCCUCUUUUCUAUUUUCUCCGAGUUGCCGUGCAAGAUCAGCGAACGGCGUUCCGCGUGCAAUUCUCGCCUCGCCGGACCAAACAACACAAAGGAAGAAGUUUGCGAGAAUAAAUCUCGUGAUUCAUUAAUUCGAAUUAAACGAACUUAACUUUCUUUGCAUUUUCUCAAUUGUUCUCGAUCGGAUAUUUUUCUUUUUUGCUGUUUAUUUGUCAUAUUCAUUUUCUUUUGCCUUUCCUUUUGCUUCUCCUUUUUUUGUCUUCCAUUUCUUUUCGUUUCUUCUUUCUCUCACUUUCGUUAAGUCAAUAAAUCUCACGCCUAUGAGAUUCCGCACCGAUACCGCGUAUUACCUCGUGGCCGGCUACUCCGACAACGCGUCGUGCUCGAUCAUCCAACGACCUCGUGAACGUUCGUCGAAGACGCCGGCGCAUCGUCGUUUUCUCGAUACCGAUUUUAAUUGCUCUCGAAAUAUAGACGUAUUAUUAUUUCGGGUGUGAUAGGUAAUAAAAAAGUAGCCGACUAAGAUUGACUAUUUGGUGAUCACGUCGUGGUCGAGUGAAGAGGUCAACUUUAAUGGAGACAUCGUGUUUCGGAGGUAUCAACUAAAAUAGGACUUUCUAAGGGCGGGAGAGAGAAAGAAAAAAGGUUACCGGCCUAGUUCAAGAAUAGGAGCAUAAGAAGGAUGUUGGCCCGAUGUUUGAUAUUAGCCGGUGCAGCUGCUGUUGUGACAUCCGCCGGUGGGCAUGGUUUCGAUGCACAUCUACGUGGUCCGAGUUUCCUCAUAGAACCACCAUCGAGGGUGGAAUUUUCGAAUUCGAGCGGUGCCUGGCUGGAUUGCACGGCAUCCGGAAGUCCCCCGCCUAAUAUCGACUGGUCCACUGCAGAUGGACAUCCGGUAAAUGACGUACCAACCGUGCGAAGGGUACUCAGGAAUGGUACACUCGUCCUCUUACCCUUUCCGGCAGCAGCUUAUCGUCAAGACGUGCACAGUGCAGCUUACAGAUGCGUCGCAAGUAACUCCGUUGGAAGGGUACUUAGUCGUGACGUCCAAGUUAGAGCAGUUGUCGCUCAGGCCUACAAAGUGGACGUGGAGGUAAUCGGAGGUGCAUCGAGAGGAUGCACGGCGAUACUAAGAUGCGUCGUUCCUAGUUUCGUCAAAGAUUUGGUGCGUGUUGUGUCCUGGUUACAGGAGCCAUCUUUCUACAUUUAUCCUUCGUUACAAGGAGAUGGAAAAUUUCAUCUACUACCAACCGGAGAACUUCUCGUUCACAGUCUCGAAUUUAGCGAUCAAAUACACGGAUAUAGAUGUCAAACGAUGCACCGACUGACCAGACAAGUGGUUGUUAGUUCGGUCGCUAAUAUUAGAAUAGCCGAUCACAGGGGAGUAAUGCCUCCGGUGAUGCUCGAAAAUUCAGGCGUCGUUCACGUCGCUCAAGACGAAUCAACGUCAUUGGUCUGCGUGGCACAAGCUUGUCCACCUCCCGAAUAUCGGUGGUAUGCACAGACAGGUGCUGAACCUAUGCUUGUCUUGUCUGGACCGAGAACUCGAUUACUCGGUUCUAUGCUGGCCAUAGAAGCCGUAACGCUGGAAGAUAGUGGUAUUUAUAGAUGCUCCGCAUCAAAUCCUGGUGGUGAAGCCAGCGCUGAAAUCAGACUCAUAGUGACUGCACCGCUUCACGUCGAAGUAACACCACCCUUGUUGAGCGUUCAUUUGGGAGGUAACGCUGAAUUUACUUGUGAGGUUGGUACACAUCCUCAAGCUGGUCCGCACUUUAUCACCUGGUACAAGGACGGCAGGCAGCUUCCAGGAACAGGAAGGCAAUCAGAAUUAUUGAGGCUAAAUGGUAUAGGUAGAGAAGACAGAGGAAUGUAUCAGUGCAUCGUCAGAAGGUCAGAGGGUGACACUGCCCAGGCCUCCGCGGAAUUACAAUUGGGAGACGCCCCACCAGUUCUUCUCUAUUCGUUCAUCGAACAGACGCUUCAACCAGGACCAGCCGUGUCAUUAAAAUGUUCCGCUGCUGGAAAUCCUACGCCGCAGGUUACGUGGGCUUUAGAUGGUUUCCCCUUACCAACAAAUGGAAGGUUCGUCAUAGGGCAAUACGUGACAGUACACGGUGAUGUAAUAUCGCACGUUAACAUUAGUCAUGUGAUGGUCGAAGAUGGUGGAGAAUAUUCCUGUACGGCCGAAAAUCGUGCGGGAAAAGUGACGCAUGCUGCACGUCUCAACGUUUACGGUCUACCUUACAUCCGACUGAUUCCAAAAGUAACAGCCGUGGCUGGAGAGAAGCUUCGUUUGAAGUGUCCAGUAGCUGGAUAUCCGAUAGAAGAGAUCAAGUGGGAACGAGCGAACCGCGAAUUGCCAGACGAUCUUCGACAGAAGGUCCUUCCAGACGGUACCUUGGUAAUAAUAAGCGUGCAGAAGAAGAUAGACGCCGGGGUAUACACCUGCUGGGCGCGUAACAAGCAAGGACACAGCGCGAGAAGAUCAGGAGACGUCGCAGUAAUCGUUCCCCCAAAAAUUAGCCCGUUCACGGCAGAUCGCGAUCUUCAUCUCGGCGAACGAACUACCCUAACUUGUUCGGUGACGAGGGGCGAUCUGCCAUUAUCCAUCUCAUGGCUCAAGGAUGGAAGGUCGAUGGGACCAUCGGAACGCGUCACUGUUACCAAUGUGGACCAGUACAAUAGCAUACUGAUGAUUGAAAGUUUAUCUCCAGAUCACAACGGCAACUACUCGUGCGUGGCCCGUAAUCUGGCCGCAGAGGUAUCGCACACGCAGCGGCUAGUGGUUCAUGUACCCCCUAUUAUUGAGCCAUUUACGUUCCAAGAGGGCCUUUCCGAGGGGAUGCGGACGCGGACGGUGUGCGGGGUCGCGGCGGGUGAUCCACCCCUAACCAUAUCCUGGCUGAAAGACGGCCAAAGUCCCUUUUCCUUGCUGCCGAAUCUGGCCUCCGUCGCAAACAUCUCCCAACUGGAUCCUUACUCGAGCCUCCUCAGUAUAACGAACCUCGCGGCCGAGCACUCCGGCGACUAUACCUGCGUCGCCGCGAACCCCGCCGCCGAGGUCAGGUACACGGCCAAGCUACAGGUAAAAGUUCCUCCGCGAUGGAUCGUCGAACCGACAGACAGCAUAAGCGUCGAAAGGAACAGGCAUGUUGCUUUGCACUGUCAAGCACAAGGCGUCCCGACGCCUGUUAUCGUUUGGAAAAAAGCUACGGGAAGCAAAUCUGGCGAAUACGAGGAGUUGCGGGAACGAGCAUACACUAAAAUUCUAAGCAAUGGAACACUCCUCUUACAACACGUAAAAGAGGACAGAGAAGGUUUUUAUCUUUGUCAAGCGAGCAAUGGUAUCGGAUCUGGCAUAGGCAAAGUUGUACAAUUAAAAGUUAAUUCAUCGCCGUAUUUCGCUGCACCCUCGCGAUUGGUAACAAUUAAGAAAGGAGACACCGCUACGUUACAUUGCGAGGUACACGGAGACAAGCCAGUAACCGUAAAGUGGUUGAAAAGCGGAAAAAUUGAAUUAAAUCCUUCGACGAAUUAUCGAGUUACCGUGAACCAGGAAGCAACGCCCGACGGUGUUAUCGCUCAAAUGCAAAUUUCCUCGGCUGAAGCAUCCGACAGCGGAGCGUAUUUUUGUCAAGCUAGCAAUCUUUACGGCCGCGAUCAACAACUCGUACAACUCCUCGUACAAGAACCACCACAACCUCCGAACACUUUAGAAACAGCCAUGGUAGCUAGUCGAAGUAUAAACGUUAAGUGGCAACACAAAUCUCAAGAUACUAGCGAAGUUACCAAAUACAUACUUCAAUAUAAGGAAGGCGAAGGUGGUAUGUGGCAACAACAAGAAUUUGUCGGACCACCUUUACCCUACGCUGCAUUAAUCGACGAUCUUAAACCUGCUACAAUAUACACGAUACGAGUAAUCGCUGAAGGACCAGCAGGUCGUUCGGCUCCUUCAAAGGAACUUUUGGUAAGAACCGAACCUCAAAGACCCGCAGGACCUCCAGUUAAUCUCGCUGCAAGAGCACUUUCUUCCUCGGAAAUUUUGAUUACUUGGUCACCACCGUUGCCCGAACUUCGUCAUGGUGACAUACAAGGCUUUAAUGUCGGCUAUAGAGAGACUAGCUCAGGAAAUCCAUCGUACAAUUUCACUUCUGUGUCCGGAGAUGGUGAAGAAGGGGGCGGUGAACUUCGAUUGACGGGUCUUCGACCUUACACGAGAUACUCCUUGGUCGUUCAAGCGUACAAUCAAGUCGGAUCUGGACCUUUAUCCGAGCCAUUACUAACGCAGACAUUAGAGGAUGUUCCCAGUAAACCACCGGAAGAUGUGAGAUGUGCCGCGCUUACUUCGCAAUCUCUACAAGUAUCUUGGCAACCACCUCCUAAUACUCAUAGUAAUGGCAUUAUUCAAGGUUAUAAAUUGAAUUACGAGCCGAUUUUAGCGGACGCAUGGCGUGGCGUAGAUGAAAUGGAAGUACGUAAAACUAGUGCUUUAACGAUAGUUCUCACAGAUCUAAGGAAAUAUACGAAUUACACGAUACAAGUACUAGCCUAUACGAGAGUAGGAGAUGGAGUUCCUACUACUGUUACUUAUUGCCAGACCGAAGAAGAUGUACCUGGAAGUCCAGCGGAUAUUAAAGUGGUCGUGAGUUCGCCUCAGGCUCUUUUUAUUUCCUGGCUGCCACCAUUGGAACCUAAUGGAAUUAUCACGAAAUACAACCUCUAUACUAGAGUUGUCGACGGUCAGGGAGAAUUAAAUCAUGGCAAGAGGACAUUACCAGCUACGAACACCCAUUUCGAAGCAACGGGUUUGCAACAACACGUAGAAUAUCAAUUUUGGGUAACAGGUAAUACUAGAGUCGGUGAAGGCCAAAGUUCGAAAGUUGCAGCUCAAGUACCAACUAAUCGAGUACCCGCAAGGAUCACAUCCUUUGGUGGUCACGUCGUAAAACCAUGGAGAGGUUCUGCUACUUUAGCUUGUAAUGCGGUUGGCGAUCCUACUAGAGAAUGGUUCAAGGGACCCAUUGAACAAAUUCGAACUGAUACUGCCAGAAACGCACAAAUUUUACCAACCGGCGAACUCGUACUUUCGAAUUUACAAUCGCAAGAUUCUGGAAAUUAUACCUGUCAAGUGGAAAACGCUCAAGGGGGCGAUAAAUUACAUUACACUCUUACGGUGCAAGUUCCACCCAAUGCACCUGUUUUAUAUGUAACGAGUUCAACAUCGAGUAGUAUAUUAUUACAUUGGAAACCUGGUUAUCACGGAGGUGCUCCUCUAACUGGUUACACGUUACAUUAUCGAACAACUCAUGGCAACUUAGAUGAAUUACAUCUCUCUAGACAUGCUACUAAUCACGAACUAAAGGGUCUUUUAUGCGGGAAUACUUAUCAAUUAUAUCUAACAUCGCACAAUAAAAUUGGUAGUAGCCCUUCGUCGCCGGUACUUUCUGUACGAACUCAAGGCCAAGCACCAGGAAUACCACCAUCCGCAGCUUUUCUUAGCCCUAACUCGACGACGUUGGUUCUAAGAUUACACGUUUGGCCUGACAAUGGAUGUCCUAUACUUUACUUCGUCAUUCAGUACAGACCUGCAAAUGAAUUUCAUUGGACUUUAGUAUCUAACAGCGUUAAAAUGCAACGAAGAUACGUCGUAACAAAUCUAACACCUAGCACGGUUUAUCAAUUAAAGGUCGAAGCUCACAACGUUGCUGGAAGCAAUCAGGCGGAAUUCAGUUUCGUGACAUUGACGAAGGAAGGUGAACCACCGCCUCCAGAAUUAUCGAAACCUGGAAUAGCAUCUGUUAUACCGUUCUACGCGGAUGUAAAAGUUAUGCUGCCUUUGAUAAUCGCUACAAUUGCUCUGGUCACGGCGGCCGUAAUAGUUGCUUUCCGUUGGCGAAACAGGUAUCUGGGAGACAGAGUUCAAAGACCGAUGAAGGAGUCCCAAGAAAAUCAACAAAACGCGGAAACACAACGAGAACGUUAUUACGCAACUAUUCACAAGGUCGCCCUGCAACAGGCAGCGAAUACGGGUGCAGGGCCCGACAAGAUUCCAGAGACAGCGGAGGACAUCUCGCCGUACGCUACGUUCCAGCUUUCGGAGGGUGGCGGGGGAAGCCUGGCAGGGCUGGGAGGAUUGGGAGGACUGGGAGGCGCGGCGGAAGCAUCUGCGGCAGGACUACAUCCGAACAACACUCUUCUUCACAGUUUCAUGUAUCACGAGCACGCUAUGACCGAGGGCUGCGCGAGUCCUCCACCAGCGGCAACGAGUAUGAAGAGUGUCUCGUCGAGGAGACGACAACAGAGAAAACAACAAACCCCGGGCGACGUCGAGAGCGACGAGAGCGAGUCUGACCCGGAUCAGCUGACGAGCUCUCGCACAGAGUCUUCCAAUCAACUCGACGCUGGCAAACUCAAACACAUUCGAGCCGUUUCAGACUUCAUUUAUCACGGUACGUCGAGCACUUCCUCGGACAUCUCACCGAUGUCGGAACAGAAGUCACUGCCACGAAGAGGACGAUCUAGAUGGCAUGUUCCCAGCAGGAGUUCACUGCGUACGUUGCUUCCGCCAAUAUCGGUUGCGGAGACUGCUUUUGUAGCGGGUAAUCAAGGCAACGUCGUUCCGCAACACGGAAAUGGUGAUCGUCCUGAACUGAGCGAGGCCGAAUGUGACAUCGAUUCUUUGAAGAAGCUCAAAUUAGGCCUUAGGAGUUCCCUUUGGUCAAGACCGAGCACUCAAAAUAAUCCUUCCUCCGAUUACUCUAUCGCCGUCUAACUUCUCGCGCAUUACCACGAUCGACCGAAUACUCUAAAUUCUCUUCCAAAAGACCCUUUCAUCCCUUUUCGUGGUCCAAAUUAAAUAGAUAAAGAAUACAAUUUAAUCUUCUUUCCGUGUCUCGUCGAGAAGCUAUGAUGCAUAUAUAAAGAACAGCGAAUGAGAGAGAUAAAUAGAUGGAGAGAAAAAAAGAGAAAGAGAGAAAAAGAGAGAGAGAGAGAAAGAGAGAAAAUAGUUAAACACGCUAUUAAUGAGUGCGCGAUUUAAAAAUUCGGUUUAAUCCAAACGCAUGACACGACGAGACGCGUUAUACGUUGAACUUGUGCGUGUUAGAAAUGGGCGUGCGUGAACACGAUCUAUACAAAUUUCUAGUCGUAUAUAUACGCGUGAGUGCCAAAGAAAAUAAAAAUAAGAAAAGAAAUGAUAAAAUAUACUCGUAUGGUACGAAUGGAACCGUGCGAAAUUUGGAAGUUCGUAUAAUGCGAUGAGAGGACGUAAGGAGACACCAAGAGAAGAGAUUAAUCUUCUUCGUCUUUCACGUACCUUCGUAAUAAUAUAUACAUACAUAUACAGGUAUAUAUAUAUAUAUAUUUCUCGCGACCACUUUUAUCCGAGCGAUGAUAAUCGAAGACACAUAUCGAUCGGCUAUCGAAAAGUAGCCGUGUGACGUCCUUCGUAUCGCCAAAAUCGAAAACUCUUUUUACGCAUAACAAAACGUAUCGCGAUCACCGUGAUACGUCGAAAGAGACUGAUUUUAUCUCUAGUUUAUAAAAUUUUCCGAAUUAUUUAUUCGACUUGUUCAAUAAGGAUAUCUUCUUGUACGGUGUCAUCUUCCUUCCUAACAUCGCAACGAAACACGCGAACGGACGGUACGAAGAGCCAAAGAAAAGAGAAUAUACAUAUAGGUCGAGGGAUUAAUAAAGAAAAGAAAAAAAGAAAAAUACAGCAAGAAAAAAAGAAACGAGAAAUUAAAUAUUGGAACGUAGGGAUAGAAAGAUGGAGAUGAUUUUCGUCCUCGGGACGAGAUUGGAUGAAUCGUUGGACUCUGUUACAUUGUAAGAGUUUAUAACGUACGAGUACACAUCGUUAAUUACUUUAAGUCCGUUAUGAUCCUAAAAGACUUCUAAAUAGGACGUUUUUCCGUGCGACGAAGAUGAGAAUCUAGUAAGGAUGGAGUGGACUUCACCCAACUCUACGAAUUAUUAUUGUCCACUCCUCGAGUUUAGAGAAAGAGAGAAAUAGAAAAAAGGGAGAGUAAACAAAAAAAUAGAUAAAGAAAGAGAAAAAAAAAGAUAAAACGAGAGAGGCGCGGAAAGCCGUAUCUCUCUUCGAAUGUCGCGCACGCUCGUAAAAAGAAAAAAAAAGAAAAAAAAAUUCAUCUAAUUGUCAGUAAAAUAAAAAAGAAUAUCACUCGAUCGCUGUUGCUAUCUUGCGUCCGUUCAACUUUCGCUCGGCCGAUGAUAAAAGGGAGAAAGAAAAUUAAUUCGAUUUUCAUCGAAUCGGUGGCCGUAAGUCGUCGUCGAUAGAGUAAAUAGAGGUUAGUAGACCUUAACGAUUCCAAGUUCCAAAAUAUUUUCACGACACUGCCAAUCUGCAGACUAUCGAAUGGAUCCAAUAAUAAUCUUGACUGAUCUCCAUUGUCUUUCGUAGCGAUCACAUUUUUUCCGAAAGACUGCUUUUUGCGUAAAAUACUACGCUACUACUUGGGAACACAUUACACCAAGAUUAAUAAUUAUAAAUAAGAUAUUCGUUGGCCAAUCAUAGUGAUUACUACCCUAAACUAAUAAAAAAGAAAAAAGAAAAAAAAGAAAAAAACAGUGCGCGACAAUGCGAAGACGAGGCCAAAAGGUAUACGCGUAUAAUGAAUGUGUGAGAGAGCACGGGGACGAUGAAGUUUGGUUGAAGACGUUUCGUCUCUCGGUGCAUUUUCAAAAAUCGACGAUUCAAAGUGUAUAGAUGUAGUAAUAAUAAAAAAAAAAUUGAAUGAAAAAAUAAAAAAAAAAGGAUUAUCAUGGAAAAUAUCUUCAACGAAGUUUUAUCGUCAUUCUUUAAAGAACUCGGAGCGAAGACGCGCGUUACGUACAGAGAUACGUUGCGUUGGUGUAUAUAAAAUAAUAAUAAAAAAAAAUGAAAAAAAAAGAAG